Varroa destructor (honeybee mite) is the source of this 2422-nucleotide messenger RNA. Its product is annotated as trimeric intracellular cation channel type 1B.1. Gene Ontology annotation, cellular component: membrane. The record is from RefSeq and is a predicted model, not a curated record. Gene Ontology annotation, molecular function: potassium channel activity; identical protein binding. Lineage: Eukaryota; Metazoa; Arthropoda; Arachnida; Mesostigmata; Varroidae. Gene Ontology annotation, biological process: potassium ion transmembrane transport.
CUACUCGCUUUUAGGAAGGCCCGCCACCAGGAACAUUGGCAGACUCGACUCUGAACACGUUUUUUCGAUAUUUCAAAAAAACAGAUUUACAUUACCUUGCGAUUUAGGUAUACAUAGCUGUAUGCCAAAGCACAAGAUCGAAUUCACAUAAACUUAUUGCGGUACAAAACAAACGUGGAACGACAAUUUUUUUGGUAAUUAGGGGUUCGGAGCCGCGGCGCCGAAUUUAAAAUGCUCCGUCUGGAGCAUUCGAAUGUUUCAUCAGCAAAGCAAAUCGCGGCUCACCUGCAUAUGUAAUAAACGAGUCGUGCGGAACUCAUCAAUGGCGCGGAGUUGGGUCUGCGAGCUGCUGCCAGUUUGACUAACAUACCCAACGCUCAGUAGUAGGGAAGGUAUCGUUCGACAACUGUUGUGGUGCCAAAGCUAGGCCCAGACAAGGCCGUCGAGCGAACAGCAAAUUAAGUCAACAUGGAUCCAGAAACGUUUCUUGAAAUUGCUAACCAUGUUAGCAAACUCAAGAUGUACCCAUACUUCGAGUUAGCGCAUUGCAUCGUUACCCUGCUAUAUCUUCGUGAAGAUCUAGGAACCGGAUCGCAACUAUUCUCUCGUAAACACCCACUAUCCUGCUGGGUGAGCUCUAUGUUCUCAAUCUAUGCAGGAGGGAUCUUUGCUGCCCUAUUGCUCGGAGAGCCCGUUCUCGCAGUCCUCAAAAGCAACCAGAGCCUUAUUCUUGCUACUGCCUGCUGGUACUUAAUUUUCUAUUCGCCAUUUGACAUCGUGUAUAAGUUCUGCAAGAUCCUGCCGAUCAAACUGGCUAUCGCAUUAGCAAAGGAAGUUACUAGGGCAAAGAAAGUUCAUGAUGGAGUGCAUCACGCCGCAAAAAUUUAUCCUAGUGCGUACAUUAUCAUGGUCAUCAUUGGCGUUGUUAAAGGUAACGGAACCUCGUUUCUGAAGGUGUUCGAACGGCUUCUUCGUGGCUUCUGGACGCCUCAAGCUAUGGAAAUCAUGCAGCCAUCAUUUGCAACAAAAGCAUGUGUCAUCGCUUCUCUUGUCUUUGUCGUUGACAAGAAGACGGAUCUUAUCUCGGCGCCGCAUUCGCUUGUGUACUUCGGCGUCGUCGUGUUCUUUGUCUAUUUUAAGCUUUCCUCGGUCGUCCUAGGUUUGCACGAUCCGUUCAUUCCGUUCGAGAAUCUUGCUUGUGCCAUAUUCUUCGGUGGAAUCUGGGACGCAAUUUCAAGGGCAAUCAACAAGGGAGGAGAUGCCGCCGGGAGUGGGCUUAAAGACAACAAAGAUACAGCCGCCAAAAAGAAAGAGUAGAGAUAAUUUCGUGGCCAUCAACUGUGAAACACCUUGUCUGAUUACAGUGUGUUGGAGAGUCUUACGAUGUUAAGUACCAUUAAUAGAAAGGUCACCACUGCCUCUUGCAAUCACGCUAUCGGAUACAGGAUAUGAAGGUUUUUCAGCGUCGGAAGAGCUUGUUUGUCAUCGUUCUCGGAGUCAUCCGAGAACCAUGAACUAUCUUUACCGAUGCGCUUCUUUUUUAUCCCUUCACACCUCUGAGUAACCACAGAAAAGUUUUCAUCCAAUGCAACAUUCGAGUUCACAGCAUGAACAUGUCCUGUCCACCGCCCUCUUUUUCUUAAUAAUAUUGACUUGCAUUUAGCCAUUUAGCUAUAUAUAUAUAUAUAUAUAUAUAUAUAUAUAUAUAUAUAUAUAUAUUCCUUUUUUAAACGAGAGUGAAAUGACUGCAAUUUUUUCCCAAAUAUAGUCACAAAUAUAUAGUUCAUAUAUCGUAGUGCUAUAUAAACACACGGCUAGAUAUUUUAGAACAAAAAUGUCAAGACAUGCGGGAAGAAAGCUGCAGGACCGCUUUGUCAUUGUUUAUUGUUGUAGAGGCUAUUACGUAACUAUUUAUACUUGCAUCAAGUGACGAAUCAAAAGAUCUAACUUCUGGAAUACAAUGGGGCAGCUGUAACUUGUGAGAAAGGCUUUUAUUUAGUCAGACGACGGGGUCUUCACACGGAAGUGUGGUGCAAUUUUUGUGUGCUCAUGUUUUUUUUUUGUUAUUUUAUUUUCGCUAUUAACGUGGACGCGAUCUAAGCACUUCCAAGUGAAAAGUGAUCGGUGUGUUGCUGAGGAAACCAUUUAAUUAAUGCCGUAACUGUACCAUUUCAAUAUGAUUACAUUUCCGUUGUUAAUGUAUGAAUAAAGCUUUCCCAUCAACAUGCUUUACAAUCUUACACAAUUUCACACAGGACGUCGCCAAGACGAUCAGACCGUUGCACUAUCUGUGUUUUGCCCCCAUGAUUUGCUCACUUACGUCGUACGUCGGACUGAAAGGGUUCUGAUGUAUAAAAAUUAUAAACUUUAUUGGCUAUUAUUUAAUAAACAGAAAUAACAUUUUGAUUACAUACAUUACGAA